AUGGUGAACGUACCGAAAACAAGACGUACGUUCUGCGAUGGCAAAUGCCGGAAACAUACAAUGCAUAAGGUGACACAGUACAAGAAGGGAAAGGAAUCAACCUACGCGCAAGGCCGGAGACGGUACGACGCGAAACAGAAGGGUUUCGGUGGCCAAACGAAGCCCAUCUUCAGAAAGAAGGCAAAAACAACCAAGAAAAUUGUCUUAAGAAUGGAAUGCACCGAGUGCAAACAUCGUAAGCAGUUACCGAUCAAACGAUGUAAGCAUUUCGAAUUGGGUGGACAAAAGAAGGCUCGUGGACAGAGGGAAAUGAUACUUCAUAUGUGA
Molecule: messenger RNA, 327 nt
Organism: Anisakis simplex (herring worm)
Lineage: Eukaryota; Metazoa; Nematoda; Chromadorea; Rhabditida; Anisakidae
Source: the annotation of a GenBank genome assembly